UAUGUCUUCAUAAGAAAUAUAAGAAUCUAAGAGUUUUAGAGAUGAAGUAUCUCCAUCAAUCAGAGAUUUCAUAAUCAAUUUUAGAAAAUAAUAAGCCUAAAUUGCAAAACAAAAUGCCUAUUAGUAAUCCAUAAAAAAAACUAUUCCGAUUAAAUAAAUAACGCAAUUAAAGUUAAAUAGAUAAUCAGUUGAUACUUAGACUGAUCUAACUGAAUUAUAAUCAGAUACUUCAUUCAAAAGAAAUUCAGUCUAAAUAUCAUAAAGAUAAAAUUCUACAUAUUCUUAAUCAUGUUUGACUACUAGAGAAGUAUAAAUAUAAUGUGAUGAUAAUUAAAUAAAACCUAUUGAUGAUCUACCAUCAGCAAGAGUAAACAUACAUUAUCUUCAUUAACAUUAUCAAUCCACUUAAUCUUAAUAAUCAGAUUAAGGUAUAUAAAAUACAUCAACUUAAUAAUUACCUUUAAUAUAUAGAUCUCCAUAAAAAUUUGAUCUUGAAUUUAAUUUCGAUCAAAUGACUGAAUAAAUCCUCAAUAAAGUCAUUUAAGAAUUAGAUAAAAGAAAUACAGAAACAAACUAAAGUUAAUAACAGCCAUCUGUUUCAUAAUCACUUUCUAGUUAAAAAAUAAAGAAUUUAUCAAUAAAUAACUAAAUUGUUUCUUUAAAUGUUAUACCAUAACCUAAAAAUGAAGAUGAUGAUUCAUUUUUAAAAUUUAUGUAAUAAUUUUAAAUAUCAAUUUAGUUAAAUGAGUUUAGUCAAUAAAAAUAAGAUAUAUUAUGAAGAAUAAGAAAAUUAACCUCCAUAAAGAAGUCCUGUUAAAUAUUUUUCAAAUAUUCCAAAAACAAGAGAAUAACAUUCAAAAUCAUCAAUGAGUAAAUCAAUUUUUUCAGAAUCUAUUAAUUAAAAUAGUAAAUUUUAAUAUAUUAUUGAUAGGAGUAAUUAAGACUAAAUGUAAUACUAAUACCAAAUCAAAUGCUCAUUAAAGAUUAUAUUAGGAUGCUUGUAUGAGAUAAGAAAGAAAGACUAUGGCUACUAAUAGAAAACCUAGAUAUUGA
Messenger RNA from Paramecium pentaurelia, 1053 nucleotides. NCBI's taxonomy places the organism in Eukaryota, Ciliophora, Oligohymenophorea, Peniculida, Parameciidae. The record is from the annotation of a GenBank genome assembly.